AUGGCUGAAAUUACUUUAGGUAGAUAUCUUUUCGAAAGAUUGCAUCAAUUACAAGUUAAUACCAUUUUCGGUGUUCCAGGUGAUUUCAAUUUAUCCUUAUUAGAUAAAAUUUAUGAAGUUGAAGAAGCUCAUGGUAAGAAUUCCUUAAGAUGGGCUGGUAACGCCAAUGAAUUGAAUGCUGCCUAUGCUGCCGAUGGUUAUUCCAGAGUUAAAGGUUUAGGUUGUAUAGUUACCACCUUUGGCGUUGGGGAAUUAUCUGCUUUAAAUGGUUUAGCUGGUUCUUAUGCUGAACAUGUUCCUGUAUUACAUGUUGUAGGUGUUCCAUCCAUCUCAUCUCAAGCUAAACAAUUAUUAUUACAUCAUACUUUAGGUAAUGGUGAUUUCACUGUUUUCCAUAGAAUGUCCAACAAUAUUUCUGAAACCACUGCUUUUAUUUCUGAUAUUAAUUCUGCUCCCGCUGAAAUUGAUAGAUGUAUUAGAACUGCUUGGAUUAGACAAAGACCAGUUUAUUUAGGUUUACCAGCUAAUUUGGUUGAUUUAAAAGUUCCAGCUUCUUUAUUAGAAACUCCUAUUGAUUUAGCUUUACAACCAAAUGAUCCAGAUGCUCAAGAAGAAGUUAUUGAAACUGUAUUAGAAUUGAUUCAUAAAGCUGAAAAUCCAAUCAUUUUAGUUGAUGCUUGUGCUUCAAGACAUGAUUCUAAAGAAGAAGUUCGUACUUUAAUUGAAACUACUCAAUUCCCUGUUUUCACUACUCCAAUGGGUAAAGGUUCAGUUGAUGAAGGUGGUGUUGAUGGUGAGUUAUUUGAAGAUGAUCCAAAUUUAAUUCAAAAAGUUACUGCCAGAUUAAGUGUUGGUAAAACUGCUGCUGCCAGAUUUGGUGGUGUUUAUGUUGGUACUUUAUCUAAACCAGAAGUUAAAGAAUUUGUUGAAAAUGCCGAUUUAAUUAUAUCUGUUGGUGCUUUAUUAUCUGAUUUCAACACUGGUUCAUUCUCAUAUUCAUACAAGACUAAAAAUAUUAUUGAAUUCCAUUCUGAUCAUACUAAAAUUAGACAAGCUACUUUCCCAGGGGUUCAAAUGAAAGAAGCUUUACAAACUUUAAAUUCAAGAGUUGGUCCAGCUUCUGCUCAUUAUAAAGUUAAACCAGUUCCAAAAAUUAAAUUAGCCAAUACUCCAGCCACUGGUGAUGUUAAAUUAACUCAAGAAUGGUUAUGGACUAGAGUUUCAUCAUGGUUUAGAGAAGGAGAUAUUAUUCUUACUGAAACUGGUACUUCAGCUUUUGGUAUUGUUCAAUCCAGAUUCCCAAAUAAUACUAUUGGUAUUUCUCAAGUUUUAUGGGGUUCAAUUGGGUUUGCAGUUGGUGCUACUUUAGGAGCUGUUAUGGCUGCUCAAGAAAUUGAUCCAGAUAAGAGAGUUAUCUUAUUUGUUGGUGAUGGUUCUUUACAAUUAACCGUUCAAGAAAUCUCCACUAUGAUUAGACAUGGUACUACUCCAUAUCUUUUUGUUUUAAAUAAUGAUGGUUAUACUAUUGAAAGAUUAAUUCAUGGUGAAAAUGCUUCUUAUAAUGAUAUUCAACCAUGGGAAAAUUUAGCUUUAUUACCAACUUUUAAAGCUAAACAUUAUGAUGCCAUUAGAAUCGCCACUAUUGGUGAAGCUGAAGCUUUAUUCAAGAAUAAAGAAUUUGGUAAGAAUUCAAAGAUUAGAAUGAUUGAAGUUAUGUUACCAAGAAUGGAUGCUCCAGCCAAUCUUGUUAAACAAGCUCAAAUCACAGCUGCUGAAAAUCAAUCCUAA
Scheffersomyces coipomensis is the source of this 1788-nucleotide messenger RNA. RefSeq names its product Pdc12p (gene PDC12). Bases 1 to 1788 code for a protein of 595 amino acids. Lineage: Eukaryota; Fungi; Ascomycota; Pichiomycetes; Serinales; Debaryomycetaceae. Gene Ontology annotation, molecular function: thiamine pyrophosphate binding; pyruvate decarboxylase activity; magnesium ion binding. The transcript has a single exon. The record is from RefSeq and is a predicted model, not a curated record. Gene Ontology annotation, cellular component: nucleus; cytosol.